CUCUACAGUUAAGACCACUCUCACAUUCUCUUAUCCAUUCUCCCUUCUCCGCCAACAAUGGCCUCCUUCCUUCUUCCGCCCUACUCUCCCUUCUCUCUCUCUCUCCCCUCCACCUCCAUCUCUCGGAACUCCGUCGCGUCGGCGGCGUCGCCGUCGGCUUCAAUCUCCAGUUCCCAAAGAAAAUCGCGGCGGAAGAAGCAGCAGCAGAACGACCUCAAGUCUGCAGACGACAAUGGAUACACGGGAGGUGCAGCUGGAAACUUCGCGCCUUCCAGCGCCGAGAAGCUACUGAGGCUUGUUUUCAUGGAGGAGUUGAUGGUGCGCGCCAGAGAGGGCAAUGUCGCUGGAGUUUCCGAGGUCAUUUACGACAUGAUUGCCGCGGGGCUGACGCCUGGACCCCGUUCGUUUCACGGCAUGGUUGUCUCGCAUGUCCUCAAUCGCGAUGAGGAAGGCGCUAUGCACGCACUUAGGAGGGAGCUGAGUGAGGGUAUUCGGCCUCUUCACGAAACAUUUAUAGCAUUGAUUCGGUUGUUUGGCUCGAAAGGUCAUUCUACAAGAGGAUUGGAAAUCCUUGCAGCAAUGGAGAAACUCCGUUAUAAUAUUCGUCAGGCAUGGAUACUUCUUGUUGAGGAGCUUCUGAAAAACAGAUUUUUGGAGGAUGCCAACAAGGUUUUCUUGAAGGGUGCUGAAGGUGGCCUUAGAGCAACGGAUGAGCUUUAUGAUCUUAUAAUUGAGGAAGAUUGUAAAGCAGGAGAUCAUUCAAAUGCAUUGACCAUCGCCUACGAAAUGGAGGCAGCUGGUAGAUCAGCAACAACAUUUCACUUCAACUGCCUCUUGAGCGUGCAGGCUACGUGUGGAAUUCCUGAAGUUGCUUUUGCGACCUUUGAAAACAUGGAAUAUGGAGAAGCUUAUAUGAAGCCUGAUGCGGAGACAUAUAAUUGGGUGAUUCAAGCAUAUACAAGAGCUGAGUCAUAUGACAGGGUUCAAGAUGUUGCUGAGUUACUUGGAAUGAUGGUUGAAGACUACAAGCGGAUACAACCAAAUGUGAGAACCUACGCGCUAUUGGUGGAGUGUUUUACAAAGUAUUGUGUCACAAGGGAAGCCAUUCGACACUUUCGUGCACUUAAAAACAAUGAAGGUGGAACAAGAAUUUUGCAUAAUGAGGGACAAUAUGGAGAUCCGCUCUCUUUAUAUCUUCGUGCAUUAUGUAGAGAAGGAAGGAUUGUUGAGUUAAUAGAGGCCCUUGAAGCUAUGGCAAAGGAUAAUCAACAAAUUCCUCCUAGAGCCAUGAUCUUGAGCAGGAAAUAUCGAUCACUUGUUAGCUCAUGGAUUGAACCACUGCAAGAGGAAGCUGAAGUUGGGCAUGAAGUUGAUUACAUCGCCAGGUACAUUGCAGAAGGUGGGCUUACAGGUGAACGCAAGCGAUGGGUUCCACGUAGAGGGAAAACUCCAUUGGAUCCUGAUGCUGAAGGCUUUAUUUAUUCCAAUCCUAUGGAAACUUCUUUCAAACAAAGAUGUCUUGAAGAAUGGAAAAUCCAUCAUAGGAAACUUCUGAAAACCUUACAGAAUGAAGGUCCUGCAAUUCUAGGCAAUGUUACUGAAUCUGACUAUUUUAGAGUUGUGGAGAGAUUAAAGAAAAUCAUUAAAGGUCCAGAACAAAAUCCUUUGAAACCAAAAGCUGCAAGUAAAAUGAUAGUGUCGGAACUGAAGGAAGAACUGGAAGCUCAAGGUUUGCCAACUGAUGGCACUAGAAAUGUUCUGUACCAACGUGUACAGAAAGCAAGGAGAAUAAAUCGUUCCAGAGGCCGGCCACUUUGGGUCCCUCCUGUGGAAGAGGAGGAAGAAGAGAUUGAUGAAGAGUUGGAUGAGUUAAUUUCAAGGAUUAAGCUGCAAGAAGGCAACACAGAGUUCUGGAAACAACGUUUUCUUGGAGAGGGCCUGAAUGAAAAUCACAGCAAGCAAUUGGAAGUUGAAGCCCAUGAUGUUCCUGAUGUCUCAGAUGAUGCUGAUGUCGAUAUUGAGGAUGAUGUGAAAGAGACCGAAGAUGAGGAGGUUGAUGAGGAAGAAGAGGAAGUGGAGCAAACUGAAAGCCAAGUAGAUGACAGGGUUAAAGAUAAGGAAGUCGUGGCCGCAAAGCCUCCCCAGAUGAUUGGAGUCCAGUUACUGAAAGACUCUGAUCAGAUAACUAGCUCAUCGAAAAAAUCCAGGAGAAGAUCUGCUCGGGCAUCGAUGGAGGAUGACGCCGAUGAUGAUUGGUUUCCCGAGGAUCUUCAUGAGGCGUUCAAGGAAAUGAGGAAGAGGAAAGUGUUCGAUGUAUCUGACAUGUACACGAUAGCUGAUGCUUGGGGUUGGACAUGGGAGAAGGACUUCAAAAACAAAGCACCGAGAAGAUGGUCACAGGAAUGGGAAGUUGAAUUGGCAAUUCAACUAAUGACAAAGGUGAUAGAAUUGGGCGGGACGCCAACCAUUGGCGACUGCGCCAUGGUACUCCGGGCUGCUAUACGAGCUCCUGUGCCGUCAGCCUUCUUACAGAUCCUGCAGACAACACACAGCCUGGGAUAUGUAGACUGCAGCCCGUUGUAUGAAGAAGUCAUAAGCCUGUGUCUGGAUCUUGGGGAGCUCGAUGCCUCGAUCGCCAUUGUAGCUGAUUUGGAGACGAGCGGGAUCAAAGUGGACGACGAAACUCUCGACAGAGUCAUCUCUGCAAGACAGGCACAGAUGAAUGAUAGCCCCGCCGAUGGCGACACAACACAAUAGGUAGGUAGGUAGGUAGGUAAGGUAAGGUAAGCAUUCUUGGAGAAAUUUUACUACUAGAUGAACAAUUUUUGUGAAAAUUUAUUUUUUCAGAGUUAUUGGGUUUGAUCA
Andrographis paniculata is the source of this 2865-nucleotide messenger RNA. RefSeq lists its product as uncharacterized. The transcript has 13 exons. The record is from RefSeq and is a predicted model, not a curated record. Lineage: Eukaryota; Viridiplantae; Streptophyta; Magnoliopsida; Lamiales; Acanthaceae. Gene Ontology annotation, molecular function: protein binding. Bases 58 to 2757 code for a protein of 899 amino acids.